GACUUAAAUGAAGUACACAGGUUUAUAAGACACUUUCCCACAUCCGGAGUGUUUUAUUGAUUUCAACAAGAGCAUGGUCCACGCUGUUCCGGACUGAUUUGACUUGGUUUCUCCACGUGAGGAGCCGUGUUCUGCGCACGGGAGACGGCGCGAUGGAGACUAUCACCAUGCAUGAAAUGCUCGUCAAUUCAACCGAUUUAAACAAGAUUUUAUGCAACUUUGGGAUUAGAAAUGUUUCAGACUGUGAGGGUGAGAAGGACUCUCAGCCCAAAGACAUCAACGAGACAGUGCGGAUCGUCCUCUACAGCCUCAUCUUCCUCCUCAGUGUCCUCGGCAACAGCCUCAUCAUCGCCGUGCUGGUGAGGAACCGGCGCAUGAGGACGGUCACCAACCUCUUCCUGCUGUCGCUGGCCGUCAGCGACCUCAUGGUCUCCCUGGUGUGCAUCCCCUUCACCCUCAUCCCCAACCUCAUGAGGGACUUCAUCUUCGGCACCGGCAUGUGCAAGCUGGUCAUGUACUUCAUGGGAGUCUCUGUCAGUGUGUCCACCUUCAAUCUGGUGGCCAUCUCCCUGGAGCGCUACAGCGCCAUUUGCAACCCGCUGACUUCCAGGACGUGGCAGACCAAGUCUCACGCUGCCAAGGUCAUCUCUGCCACCUGGGUGGCGUCGUUCAUACUGAUGCUGCCCUACCCCAUCUCCAGCACCCUGAAGCCCUUCAUCCGCCUCAACAACAGCACGGGGCACAUGUGCCGCCUGGUCUGGCCCAAUGAUGUCAUCCAGCAGUCCUGGUAUGUGUCUCUGCUGUUGCUGCUCUUCCUAAUCCCUGGCAUCGUCAUGAUGACGGCCUACGGACUGAUUUCCAUGGAGCUCUAUCGGGGCAUCAGGCAGGAACUGAACAGCAGGAAAUCCAGCCGAGACAGACAGUCCAGCACCGGCAGCAUCAAGCCAGGCGACAGCGACGGCUGUUACCUCCAGCCAUCUAAAAAGAGGAGUAUGACCGUAGGCACGGUUAGUUUUGCCAGCAGGAGCAGCAGCAGCACCACCACCAAGACCCAGCUGGGCCGUGUUUACAGCAACAACUCCACGGCCAACCUGAUGGCCAAGAAGCGCGUGAUCCGCAUGCUCCUGGUCAUCGUCUUCCUCUUCUUCGUGUGCUGGACUCCCGUGUUUGUGGUCAACGCGUGGCAGGCUUUCGACCGCCGCUCGGCCUACCGCCUGACCGGUGCGCCCAUCUCCUUCAUCCACCUGCUGUCCUACACCUCAGCCUGCGUCAACCCCAUCAUUUACUGCUUCAUGAACAAGCGCUUCCGCCAGGGCAUGCUGGCCACCUUCACCUGCUGCAGGUGCUUGAGGAGCAGCAGUGAUGGAGGCGGCGGCGGCGGCGGCGGCCAAGGGAGAUUCGCAGGAGAUGGAUUGGCUAGAGGAGAAGGGACCAUAGCAAGGGCGCCACCAAGGAACACCCAACAGAACGGUCAUACCCCGCCAAGUGGAGCUAGCACGCGCUUCACGUACAGUGGCAUCCGGGCGUCGGCUUGGAGCGAGCUGACCUAAAGUGGAUUGAUAUUUUUGAAUGUUAAGAAAACUGGCUCAAGUGCAAAGACCUCAAGUGUAACUGAUCUACAAUUUUGUUUUCAUGAAAGGCUUACAUGACUAGUUGAUGACCACACACGCUGCUUUAGCUUGGAGUGUUACACAACGCGAAUAGUUCAUGUGCUUUCACAGCCGACCAACACACAGCCUCUCAGCAAAUUGGCGCCGCCAGAUUUUUUUUUUUUUUUGUACUUUUCUCCUACAUCCCUUUCCAAAGUUGCAACACCAAACAGGUCUCUGUCUGGUGUUGCCCUAGCAUGCCCCGGCAAAUAUCUGAUCAACACUUAGAGCUUUGAAAUAUCUCAAGUCUUGAGUGAGCAAGGAGCCGCUGCUUUCUUCAAGCAGAAUAUCGACCCAUGCUCUGGAUAAUCCUUUACAUGCUCUCUCUCUCUAGACACUCUACCACAACGGUCCCUACAAUGAGCAUUUUCAACUUUUACAGAGACCUGAGUCAGGAACUCUGCCCAAAUAAUUAACAAGAGUUACUUCAAUCUGCCUGGAUCACAGGAUGAGUGAGGUUCGCCACACACAAUGAGUGUCAAAGUUUAGAUAAGAGAGUCAGUUCAGGUGACUUACUGUACGUGUUAUGCACAGUUUAGUUAAACUAUAACAAUCUAAUUGACGUGGUUAACCCCAAUCAUGUUGUAGUACACAAGUUAAGACAAAUACUAAGGAUAAUUUGCGAGAAGUGCUUGCUUGUAGUGAACUCAGCUGAUGCAGCAGCAAAGGAACAUGUCAUUUUUGUAAAUAGGUAUUCGAGUGGCUGCACUGCGCCUCGGUCAGCAGCCUCAAAACAAUCGAGUGUGGCGCACAAACAGUUCACAAACUGUUCUCGUCCUUGACCCAGUGCGUACACCUUCGCGGCUGUACUGUGUGUGCUGUGGGAAGUGGAGAGGCCUUAUCACUUUGUGGGAGCCCCGACACCUGCAUCCCCUCUGUCCAAGAACAAAUUCCCGGCAGUACGUGUGAAUCUCACAUGAUGUCCACUGAUUCAUGCGGUCGAAAA
Myripristis murdjan (pinecone soldierfish) is the source of this 2595-nucleotide messenger RNA. It is a transcript of the gene cckar, whose product is annotated as cholecystokinin A receptor. Lineage: Eukaryota; Metazoa; Chordata; Actinopteri; Holocentriformes; Holocentridae. The transcript is spliced from 5 exons. The record is from RefSeq and is a predicted model, not a curated record. Gene Ontology annotation, cellular component: plasma membrane. Bases 153 to 1550 code for a protein of 465 amino acids. Gene Ontology annotation, biological process: neuropeptide signaling pathway. Gene Ontology annotation, molecular function: gastrin receptor activity; neuropeptide receptor activity.